AUGUCAGUCAUCACUGAAAAUGGCCCAAAAAUUACAGAAAAUGCCCCGAAUGGCCUGGGAAUAUAUAGAAACAAGGUUUUGGAUGACAUAUUCAAAGGUCCUAGAAUGACUAAAGAAUUCUUAAAAAAGCACUGUAGAGAACAGAAUUUGUAUCAAACACCGUACCUAAACGAUGUAUUGUACCUGCACUUCAAAGGGUUUUCUUACAUAGAAAAUCUAGAAGAAUACACAGGGUUAAAAUGUUUAUGGUUGGAAAACAACGGAAUACGGGAAAUAAGCGGUUUGGACAAGCAAAGUGGACUACGCAGUUUGUUUCUUCAUUACAAUUUAAUCAAAAAGAUUGAAAACCUGGAAUGCUGUCCUAUUUUGGAUACAUUGAAUAUAUCGCACAAUCAAGUGAAGAAAAUUGAAAAUCUUGACUGUAUCAAGCCGUUGCACUCUCUUAACAUGGCCAACAAUUAUAUCGAAACUUUGGAAGAUUUUGAGCAUCUUCAGCAUCUUCUGGAGGUGUCGGUAUUGGACUUGUCUAACAACCACAUAGACGAUCCGCUGAUUGUAGAAGUUCUGGGCAAAAUGCCCGGUUUGAGAGUAUUGAACUUGAUGGGCAACCCGGUUAUAAGAAAAGUUCCAGCAUAUCGCAAAACGAUGAUACUAACUUGCAAAGAACUACAGUAUUUAGAUGAUCGUCCGGUGUUCCCCAGAGAGAGAGCUUGUGCAGAAGCUUGGCAACGUGGUGGCAUAUCAGAAGAGAAUGCUGAGAGGAAGCGUUGGAUCGACCGAGAACGUCAGAAAAUUAUGGACAGUGUUAAUGCUUUGGUGGCAAUACGGGACAGAUAUAUAGAGGAGCAUAGACGACAGAGCCAAACUUGCGACAGUGGAAUGGGCACUUCAGUAGGAGACUCGGAAAGCGAGGCCGAAUCUCUGAACGAGCACGUUCGUCAACGUGACAACGAAGAAAAUUCGCCGAGAAACGCAAGCGGCAACAAUUCUUCAGAGGACGGAGAAGAGAACGUUUACAACUACGGAGAGGAAUGCGACAACGAACCAGAAGACUCGUCUUCGUCCGAGGGUGAGAGCGAAGAAGACGAGUUUAUGAAGGACAGGCAGACAGACGAAGAUUAUUCCGCUUAUCGCGAGAGGAUCUUCGAUUUCACACCCAAAGGUUACAGGCAGAAGAAAUCUUUGGUGGAAGAAAUAAAGGAGGGAGAUACUCCAAGUACCAGCAGCGUAAGAGAAGUACCAACAACUUCGAACAACAACGAAAUUGAAGAAUGUAAUAGUCGAGAAGAAGCAGCAACAAUUUCAAACAUUAAAAUCGAGCAACUAAACACUCGACAGGGAGACGCUUUUAAUUUCCAAAUGAUGGUAGAACACAUGAGCAAAGCAGAAGGCAUCGAAAUUACCAAUAAGGAAGAAAAAAUUACUGAGGCAGUUCAGAAAGAGAACGAAGAUAAUUGUGAAGAAAAUCAAGACACAAGUACUGAACAAAACCGUGGAGAACGUUCCACAGAUGAAGAAGUAAAAGACGAAAAUAGUGCAAAGAAUUAUAUGGAAAAGCAAAGAGAAAUUCUAGUGAGCCAGGCUGUGGAACGCGUGAAAAAAUCUGACAUGUCAGCGACAAGUUUGACGUUUGAGGAGUACAUGACAUCAUUUGACAAACCGCCUGCAGUCAAAAUUCCUGAAGAUACCCAAGAAAGCGAAGCAGAAGCAAAUAUGACGAAAAAUAUCGCUGAAGAAAACGCAAACAAUUCUGGGACCAGCAACGCCAAUAAGUUAAUGAAAAAUUUAACGCUGAAGGACAUAAUGAAAGAAAACAACGUGAUAAACGUUGAAAGCGACAGCGAUGACAGCGAUUCGUCAGAGGAUGAAGAACCACAAGUUUCAGAGAAAGGCGAUGGACAUCCAAGAUGCCGUUUACGAAAACCCGAAGAAAUCGAGGAAAUUAUAAAAGGAAUUCUGACCACAUCGAAGUCUAAACAAACCGAAAAGGUGGUGUCAACAGUCUGCAGUUGUAAUGAAGAAAAUAUGACCUACAUGGAACCAAGUGCUGAAACCAAAGAAUUAUCUAGCAACAUAUCAACCGAACCAGAAUCAAAGGACCUAAAUGAUGUUGAAACUAAGGAAGAAAAUUAUAUUGCUACCGACAUAAUCAAUGUGAAGGCCAAGACCAACAGCAGUGACAGUGAAGAGAGCGAGAAUUCUUCUGAGGAUGGAGAAAAACCCUUUUACAGAAAACUCGACAAGUCAGAUUCGACGAAAUUGAAACAAGUCGAAGAAGACGCUGCUGAAGCUGUGACCGUUAAAAGCAAAGAAGAAAUACAAGAAGAACUGACAGGAGAGUGCCAAGUGAAGAAAGAAGAAGAACAAGACGCGAGCUACAGGGAAAUGCUGACAUGGAAUCUGAAAGUACCCGACCAAAACGUGCAGAUAUUAUCGCCUAUACAGAGAAAAGUCUCGGAGGAAGGCUUCAAAGACGAACUAUGCGAAAUGCUGGCGCAAACCAAGAGAGAAGACAAACCGGAAUUUGAAAUCACGCCACCUAAGGACAUCGCAGAAGAAAACGACAAGAUUAUGUAUCCUAGGAAUACCAAGGAAAGCAUAUGUGCCAUGAAAUACACCAGUAUGUUCACUGAAAGCGGCAAAACAACAAACGUCAAACCGCCACUCGUUCAUAAGAUGCUGAAGUUGUCGCAGAACUAUCCCGUUUUCCAGAAAAGUCAAAACGAUGUCGUCGCAGUUGAAACAAAGGAGGAGCUAAACGCACCGGAGAAUUCUCUGAUCGUUUCUAAUAAGAUAUCGGAGGUCAGAGAGUAUAUGGCCCAAUUUACCAAGAAUUUGGAAGAGUUCAACGAGAGAUCCAGACUGGCAAGAGAAGAAGUCAUCAAAGACUACAACGACGCUGUGGAGAGGGAACUGAAGAUAGUGGACAAGCUUAUGAAGAUGAAGAAAUACAUGUUUGAGAGGAAAUGUAAUACUUUGGAUGCUAGGAAAAAUAGAAAAGUAGACCACAUGGAUGAUAACGUCAUGAGGAAACACUUCGAGGAUAUGGACAUGAUACUAGAAGAGGACAGCAGUGGCGAGGAAGAAAAAUUAAAAGCGGAAAUGGAGAAGAUAAAGAACGAACACUUUAAAGAUUUGGAACAACAUAGAAGGAACGGAGACGCUGCACUGAGUAAAGUAACGAUGGAAGGUAAUGUCAAAGACAACGAAGACGAGAAGAAGGAUGAAGAAAAAAGUGAGGAAGAAACUGUGUUGGUAGACAGUGAACGUUGCGGAGAAAGUCUGAUAACGAAUGAGGGGGACGAAGAGUAUGAAGACGCAGUUAAAGGCGCAAACGAAAGUAACACGAAAGAGAAGAGUUGUGAGAGCUGCGAGGAAUAUUUCACCACAAACGAAGAAGAACCUGAAGAAUACUACGAUACCAGCGAUGAGAAACAAGUAGAAGUGAACGAUGAAAAACCAGUGAAUUAUCAGCAGUUUAUCGAUAAACUCAUGAAGCAAAACGAGGAAGAAUCUAACGAGGAUGAUGAAAAUUGUGAAGAGGAUAACAAAGAAUCUGUAGCGAGUCUAUAUGAUGAGAAAGACGCUGAUGAAAACGCUUCAGAAAAAUGCGAAAAGCCUGUAAUUAAAAGAACUGUUAACUGUUCUCUAGAGAUGCAAUUGGCGAAAAAAACUGAGGAAGUCUAA
Molecule: messenger RNA, 3687 nt
Organism: Anoplophora glabripennis (Asian longhorned beetle)
Lineage: Eukaryota; Metazoa; Arthropoda; Insecta; Coleoptera; Cerambycidae
Gene: dtr
Product: dynein assembly factor 1, axonemal homolog
Exons: 7
Coding region: 1-3687 (1228 amino acids)
Molecular function (GO): protein binding
Source: RefSeq, a predicted model, not a curated record